Molecule: messenger RNA, 2004 nt
Organism: Solanum dulcamara
Lineage: Eukaryota; Viridiplantae; Streptophyta; Magnoliopsida; Solanales; Solanaceae
Product: serine/threonine-protein kinase SAPK7-like
Exons: 7
Coding region: 738-1802 (354 amino acids)
Biological process (GO): intracellular signal transduction; protein phosphorylation
Molecular function (GO): protein serine/threonine kinase activity; ATP binding
Source: RefSeq, a predicted model, not a curated record
ACGACACUGGAUCAGGUGUCUACUUAUGAUUGAUCAGAGUUGGGCGGUAACAUGAUCUGAAAAUGUUGAGAUUCAAAUAAUUCGUAUGACCGAUUGACCAAUAAUAAUAACAGAUUAAUACAUAAGUUGCUUAGCAGAAAAAAGCAAUAAUAAAUAUAAUGCUCUAAAGCUAAAAGUCAAAGUGACAACCCAUGCAUCCUUGGAGAGCGGCGUUUUUGGAGAUCCAAAAGCAAAUCAAGUCUGAAUUUAUAAUUCUCAUAAUCCAUCUAUACACUAGCUAAGUUUUUGCAAAUAAUGAACUUAUAGUACUACUAUCAUUUUAUGAUCAGUAGACAAAAGUGAGGUGAUAUAUAUAUGUAUAUGUUUUUAAUAUUUUCAUGAUUUGUUUUAAAGUUGUAUUUAUGGAAGUGGUGAUGAGUGGGAUGGGGGAUACAAAACUUGAAGUGUGGAAUCCCAUACCAUUACUCUUUCCCCCCCACGUGCUUUUCAGUACGGCUUGAUUGAUGAACUGUUACCUUUCGUAUGCCAGUUGCCAGUAUUUAUCACUUGAUGUAUCGUCCAUAAGUCAUCUAUCCCACUAACAAACCAGCUAUAAAUACAUGACCUGACCUGAUCUCACCAAUCAUUUAACAAUCUAUAUUGCCCAUAUAAUACUUAAUAAUCCAAAUCCAUCUAGUACAUAGACAGUAUCAGCUAUAUAAUUAAGCAAGUAGCUAGUAGCUAGUUAUCUAUCGAAGAUGCAGAAUUACGAGGUGGUGAAGGAAUUGGGAUCUGGUAAUUUUGGGGUGGCCAGGCUCAUGAGGCACAAACAAACUAAACAGCUUGUUGCCAUGAAAUACAUUGAGCGAGGACGGAAGAUUGAUGAGAAUGUGGCGAGAGAAAUCAUAAAUCAUAGAUCAUUGAGACAUCCAAAUAUUAUUCGUUUCAAAGAGGUGUUAUUAACACCAACACACUUGGGGAUAGUUAUGGAGUAUGCAGCAGGUGGUGAGCUCUUUGAUCGCAUCUGUCAAGCAGGGAGAUUCAGUGAACCUGAAGCUCGAUACUUCUUUCAACAGUUGAUCUCUGGAGUACACUACUGCCACAACAUGCAAAUAUGCCACAGAGAUCUGAAAUUGGAAAACACACUGUUAGAUGGAAGUCCUGCACCUCGUCUUAAAAUUUGUGAUUUUGGUUACUCCAAGUCUUCUGUGUUGCAUUCACGGCCCAAGUCCACUGUUGGAACUCCAGCUUAUAUUGCACCCGAGGUUCUAUCGCGCCGGGAAUAUGAUGGCAAGUCGGCAGAUGUAUGGUCAUGUGGAGUGACUCUAUAUGUGAUGUUGGUGGGAGGAUAUCCUUUUGAAGAUGCAGAUGAUCCCAAGAAUUUCAGAAAAACAAUUUCAAGAAUAAUGGGUGUUCAAUACAAAAUCCCAGACUACGUGCACAUAUCUCAUGAAUGCAAGCACCUUCUUUCUCGCAUAUUUGUUGCCAGUCCUGCCAGGAGAAUCACACUAAAAGAUAUCAAGAACCACCCAUGGUUCUUGAAGAGCUUGCCAAAAGAACUUACAGAAUCAGCUCAAGCAGUAUAUUACAAAAGAGACAAUCCAACAUUCUCCCUUCAGAGCAUUGAGGAGAUCAUGAAAAUAGUAACGGAGGCAAGAAAUCCACCACCUACAUCAAGGCCUGUUCCGCGAUUUGGCUGGGGAACUGACGAAGAAGAAGACGGAGAGACCAAAGAAGAGGAAGAAGAAGAAGAUGAAUAUGAAAAACAAGUUAAGCAAGUUCAUGCAAGUGGAGAGUUUCAUAUCACACAUGAUGAUGCUUAAGCUUACCAUUUCUCAUUUGAUUUUGAUGUUCUGUACAACUAAUAACUUGGCCCUAUUCCCUACAAUCAACGAACUUUUCAUAUAUACUACUUAAUAUAUUACUACUUAUAUGGAGACUCCAGGAUCAAAUGCUUCCAUCUCAAGGCCUAAUGGAAGGAUACUUCUUUCUAAGAAGAUAUUACACUUCACCAGAAAUGGGGUU